Molecule: messenger RNA, 372 nt
Organism: Aureobasidium uvarum
Lineage: Eukaryota; Fungi; Ascomycota; Dothideomycetes; Dothideales; Saccotheciaceae
Source: the annotation of a GenBank genome assembly
AUGCCUACCGACUGGAAGAGCACUGAGAGCAUGGAGCGCCUCGUCGCCGCCAUCAUCGCCUCUAACGGCGGAAAGGUAAGUGACAAUAUCAUCACAUCUUCUCCCUUCUCACUUUUCGUAUUGACACAUAUACAGGUCGACAAUCAAGCUGUCGCCCGCUACUUCAACGAGACUUAUGACGCCAUCGAGAACCGCACUCGUGUCUACAAGAAGGCUGCUCAGGCCCUUGUCAAGGAAGCUGAGGACGCCGGCCGCAUGGACAUGAACAUGAAAAAGUCCGCUGGCGGUAAGAAGACCACUGCCACUCCCAAGAAGGGCGGUUCUUCCACUCCCGACUGUAAGAUUUCUUUCCCACCCACCAUCAAUGCUUAA